AUGAAAGAGGAAGAAUUGGCAGGUCCAAAGGCAUUAGAGCUGGGGCCGGGAGGAAGCACGCAUUUGGUAUCGACGACGUUGUCUGGAGAGUCUAGCUUAAAAAAAUCUGACAGUUCGACUUUAUUCAUUUAUAUUGAUUUUGAAUAUGAAGAUCAAAGUGGUGAAGAUAAGGACAAUCGCCAUAGUAACACUAGCAAUGAUAUGAACAUGCUAAACUUUAAGAAGCUGUCCUAUUCGGUGGUGGAUUCCACUAUAUAUGAUGUUUUAGAAAGUAAGGAAUAUGAUAUUAAAGAGGUGAAAGAGUUUAUCGAUAAACUUACAGACUCUAUCAAUGAUUUUGCAUUUUCUCAGAAAAAACCUUUUUGCUUUGUUGUUCUCAAAGGAUGGGAUCUGAGGUUGAAAUUCAUCAAGUACUGCAAGGAUAACGAACUUCAACUUCCUAACUAUUUGGAAUAUCCUAAUUACUUUGAUUUGUAUAAGGAAUACAUCAAAUUUGAGGAGGUGAAUGGAAACGCAGAAUUCAAUUCGAUCGAAUAUAAGAAGUUGGACCUGGAUACUAUUAAGAAGAAGUUUUCAAUUGAGUCGACAGAAUUGAGCAAUAUUGAUGCUAUGAUUCAAAUAACUAGGAAAAUGCAUGAACUUUCAAAAUUCAAGUUUAUUUUCCAAAAGCCUCAUGACCUGAAUUUAGACUUGAGCUACUUUUUCAAUGAAAAAUCAAAGAUCAUCUAUAUAACUAACUUACCCAACGAUACAACUCAAUCUGAGUUGGAUUCCGUUUUCAACCAACAGAACGAUAGAUCCAUAACAUUCUGGCUAAUUAAAAACCCGAAUUAUAAUGGUGGUAAUUCGAUGAACUUGACUCUAUCCGGGUUUAUUAUAUUUAAUUCUCAUGAGGAAGCCAUCAAGGCAUUAACGUUGAAUGGGUCAAGUUUCAACAAUAAACUAAUAGAAGUUCAGCCUUCAUCAAUAGAAGUUUUCAAUAAGGCACAGGAUAUAUUGAUAUCAUUUCCAACAUCUAAGAAUAAACCACGACCAGGGGAUUGGAACUGUCCAUCAUGUGGUUUUUCAAACUUUCAAAGAAGAACUGCAUGUUUCAGGUGUUCAUUUCCUAUUGCAUCAGUUACGACAAUUCAAGAAUCUAUCUAUGGGAAUAAUAAUUAUAAUGGCGGUUUGAGCAAGCCAAAUAAUAAUCAGUUGUAUAAUGGAAAUCUUGGGAACAUUGGGAAUUCAGGAAACAGUUCAGGAAAUAUUGGGAAUUCGGGAUAUAUCAAUAAUAACAUUGGCAAUAACGGAAACAGCAGUAAUAGUAGUAUUACUAAUAAUAAUAAUAAUAGUAAUAAUAACAAUAGCAACAACAAUACUAUUAACAAUAAUAUUAAUACAAACGGUGGGAAUAACAAUGGCAAUCUAAACAAUAGACAGAAUUCAAAUGUGCCAUUCCGUGCUGGGGAUUGGAAAUGUUUAAAUGAAGCGUGUUCUUAUCAUAAUUUUGCCAAGAAUGUCUGUUGCUUGAAAUGUGGCUCACAAAGAGUUCAAAGUGCAAUUAUUAAUGGACACGUUCAUAACAAUCAUAAAAACAGAAACCAUUUGGUUGAUUACAAUACCAGAUCCAAUUCAUUGCCACAAUUAAGCCAGCAAAACUACAAUGGCAAUAAUAACGGUAGCAGCAGUUACAAGUAUAUCAAACCAAUCUCUUCCUCAUCACAACUUUCAAAUGGUUCUUCUAAUCCUGUGCAUGCGGGCUUUGAGUUUGAUCUUCAGAGUAAAUUCAACCAUUUAAACAUAUCAACCCCAAAUACCAGUGGGAUGAAUACGCCACCGAUUUCAACUUCCUCGACGCCAACGUCGACCAUAAAUAACUAUAUGAAUGCAUUUGGUGGUAUAAAUAAUGUGACUGGGCCUAUUCCUUCCGGUUUAAAUGAUUUUGGAUUUGAUGUGACUAGGACGCUAAGCACGCCUACUCCAGGUAUGAAUAUGAGUGGGUUAGGUGGAAUUGACAACAUUAAUGGUGCUAUGUUAAAUGGCAUGAGUGGGAUCGGUAUGAAUACAGGGUUGUCUAAUAUGAAUAUGCGCAAUAUGAAUAAUUUGAAUGGCAUCAGUAAUGCGAAUAAUAUGAAUAUAGGUAGUAUGAACAAUAACAGUUCAAGCCUGAACAAUAUGAAUCUUAACAGCCUAACUCUGAACAACAACGUCAACCAUUUAAGAAGCAUCAAUAAUACAAAUAACCUCAAUGACGUUGGAAAUGUUAAUUUGCGUAAUUUGAAUAAUAUGAAUUUGAAUGAAGUGAAUCUAAGUAUGGGUAUGAGUAUGGAUAUGGGUAUGGAUAUGGGUAUGGAUAUGGGUAUGGGUAUGGGUAUGGGUAUGGGUAUGGGAGGUAUGAAUGUCUUUGGGAGCUCUGGAUUGAACAAUGAAAUAUAA
Molecule: messenger RNA, 2418 nt
Organism: Pichia kudriavzevii
Lineage: Eukaryota; Fungi; Ascomycota; Pichiomycetes; Pichiales; Pichiaceae
Exons: 1
Coding region: 1-2418 (805 amino acids)
Molecular function (GO): RNA binding
Source: RefSeq, a predicted model, not a curated record